Messenger RNA from Cottoperca gobio, 4872 nucleotides. RefSeq lists its product as uncharacterized. The coding region runs from base 1213 to 2901 and encodes 562 amino acids. The transcript is spliced from 8 exons. The record is from RefSeq and is a predicted model, not a curated record. Lineage: Eukaryota; Metazoa; Chordata; Actinopteri; Perciformes; Bovichtidae.
AGAGAGAGAGAGAGAGAGAGAGACACACACACACACACACACACACACACAGAUAAAGAGACGAGGAGAGAGCGAGCAGACUGAAGCUGAGCAGUGAGCGGGUUGAGCAGCAGGAGUACUUCUGUCCUCGGAGCUGAGGAGGAUCCAGUCUCAAGUGUCACUGAGAGUCUGCAGGACAAGCUGGUUGUCCCAAGAGAAAGAAGAUUAAGAAACAGGAUCUGUCCUCUGAGUGGUUCACCGAGUAUCAUUUAUAAGGACAACAUUUUCAGACUCCAGGAUGAUCUAUCACCUCCCAAUCCAACACAGAGCUUGAAGCGGCUCGGCUCGGUUGAAUAAAUCAUUCUCCCGAAAGAGGAAUAAAGAAGAAGAAGAGGAGGGGGAGGAAAAGUCAGUCUAUCAACAAAAGACAACCAAAAAAGUCUAAAUUGGCGCCUUUUGGGACUAUUGGAUAUAUUGUUCCCUCUGAAAUCCAGAAGAGGACUAAAGAAGGAAAAGUGACGCGAGAAAAAGAAGGAAAGUGGUUACAUCGUAAGAACAACCAAAUGUUGGUGUGUGUUGCUUCCAACAUACGCCAAGAAGAGAAGAGCUACAACAAGAAGGUUAUAUAAAAAGGAAAAUAUAGAAAGAAGAAAAUUAAGAUUGCUCUUUUUUUUCAAAUCCAGAAAAAAGGAGGAAUAAAGCAGAAAAGAGAGAGUUCUUCGAUCAUCCUAUUGCUGAUCGAAGAUGUUGGAGACCAACAUUUGUGUGAACUUCACUCUCUAAAGUCCGGAUAAAGACAGAAGAAAGAAAAAGAAGGAAUAUAAUUAAUGUUCACUUUUUAGUUAGGGAUUUUAAUACAAUGUUGUGAAAGAGGGGGAAGAAAACAAACGAGUCUGAAUUUGAAGUUUGCUGAAAAGUUCAAGGAUCAACCAAAACAGUGAGAAGAAGCUACAGAAUCUCAGAAGAGAAGAGUCCAAAGUAAAGGAAUAAAAAGGAAGCAGAGGAAUAAAGGGAAAAGAGAAAUAUUUCGGAAAAAAGAGGACAAGGAGGUUUCAAGUGGACACAGAGGAGAAAAGGAGUAAUCAAGGCAAAACGAUGAACCAAGAAGAAAAGGAAGAGUAAAUGAAUAGGGAGGACUGAAGAACAGAAGCAGAACAAUAAGGGAAGAAAGGUUUAAAAGGGGAAAAUCAAGAGUUAAAGAACCAGAAGAACCAGAAGAACCCAGGUGUGACAAUGAGGCUCCUGGUGCUUCUUGCAGCUUCUCUCUCCAUCCUCACCCUCCACAUUGCAGCGGUAGCCCCAGCAGAAAGCAUGGCCCCGGGCCGGCUGGAGCGCUGGGUCCGCUCAGGCCUCCAGUCGCUGCAGUGGGACCAGCUUGACCGGUGCCUCCGCAUGUCCUCCCUUUCUGAGGCCGAGUGCAGGCGGAUCGCCCACCUACCGUUGUCCGCGGUGGCAGUUUACGUAUCGGAGCCAUGCACAGCUGCAGGUAAUUCAAACAAAGUUCUGGCCAUCCUGCCCGACUCCUCGGGUGGCUCCAUGAGCUCCAAACCACGGGGAGGUUUCAGCCAGGUGCUGAAUGGAAGGGACGGUCAUCACAGACGCCAGCAGCCUUUCCCUGGUUCAACGGCCCAUGAUGCCGUGCUGGUGCUGGACCCGAGCCCCGGGGAGAACUUUGGACACCCAGUGGUCCUCUUCUAUGUGGAUGUGAAUGUGACGAAGAAGAGAUGCUCCCACCUCGAUGGCAUUUACCUGGGUGAGGAGUGUUUGACUCUGGCUUUGAAGGGUCGCUGUCAGAACCAGCUGAAGCGUCGGCAAGCCGGGCCAGAGAGGCUUAUGGGUAAUGGACAUGGUCGGCUGGCAGGUGGGGCGCUGCGCGGUAGUACCAUUACCACAAGCGGUGGCAGCCGUCUGGUGGAGCGAGCCGUUGGAGGGCUCUGUGAAGUCCACUUCCUUCCACUGGUGGUCGGAGUUGGAGACAGCAACCGAACGCAGAGACUCAGAUGUGUUGAACAUGCAGAGUUUGCAAGGUGCCCUCAGCCACUGCCACUGAGCUCUCCCAGCGUGCCGGUCUCCAGCUGUGAGCUAAAUAAAAACACCAGACGCUGCCACCAGCAGCCGUUGGCCACUCACCUCUCCUGCCGACUCUACCAGACCUGUGACCACUCUGUGCUCAUCUCAGGUGGCUGGCAGCAGCAGAUGACGUUCCAGCGUCAUGUCCAGAAUCUGCAGAGGUUCUACAGAAUGCUGCAGAACAACGGCUUCCACAAAGAACACAUCAAGACCUUCUUCGCCAGCAGUGGGCAGCUUCCUGAGGAUUUAGAGGGUGUGUACUCAGCAACGGAGAAGGCAGUGAUUCGUAACCACGUGUCGUACGUCUGCAGGAAGCAUCACUGCGCCGACACGCUGGUUCUCUACCUGAACUCACCAACACGCAAUGACGGCACAAUGCUGCUGUGGGACGCCAACCUCAACGGCAUUGCUGACCUGAAGGAGAGGUACUCAGUCAACGAGCUGCUGGCCGACCUGGCCGGCUGCAGGGCGACGCGUGUUUUGCUGUUUGUGGAUCAGAGCUACAGUGGCGUUCUGUCCAAGAGGCUGCGGGGGUCCCAGAAACACCUCAAUGUAGUUCUGAUCCAGAGCCAGACACGGCAGACCCACAACCACCAGAGGUUGAACUCUGGCUGGGAGGACAGCGGCUGGUCCUACAUCGGCCCUCAGAGCUGCCUGCUAGACCACCUGGGAAAGGGUACCGGGAUGUCUCGCCUCCUGGAGCCGUGGGCCGGCCUUUUAAACGUGACGCUGGCCGGAGCCCCCUGCAAUGCCACGCCGCCUCUGACGGAUGACGAGAUGCGACGAGAGUACCAGGGCUGCCAGAACCUGCCGACCGCGCUGUGGCACCGGAAACACAAGAGGACCAACUGAGAGAGAGAGAGAGAGAGAGACACUGAGACUGACUGGGAGAGGGAGAGAGAGAGAGAGAGAAAUUAAUUAUGGACACACAGACAGACCACUCACAAGUGUUUGCUUUACAAACAUGCAUAUUUGCAAGUGUGUGUUAACUUAAGACUUUAGUUUCAGUGUGCUUGGUGGACACUGGUGUGAGUGUGUGUGCUUUCUGUCCUAACUAUUCGCCAGUCACCAUGGCGAUGUCAGCUCAUCCCAACGGGAGUGUCCUGAACACCAUGUGAACUGUGUGUGUGUGUGUGUGUGUGUGUGUGUGUGUGUGUGUGUGUGUGUGUGUGUGUGUGUGUGAGUUCAGCAAAAGGACAACCACUCUUGUAGACCAUUGCUAGCUUACGCUUGCGUCAGUGUGUGUGUGUGUGUGUGUGUGUGUGUGUGUGUGUGUGUGUGUGUGUGUGCGUACAUCUCCUGGGCACUUAAAGAUUUCAGAGCCAAUCAUCGUUCUGUAUGUUUUCUGUAUCUUUAUAAGUGUCAUUUCUUCUUCCUUCUUCUCUUCGUUGUUUCCCUCUUCUCUUAAUUAUGUCCUUUGCUUCACCUUUGGUCGGCUACGUUCCUCCCAACCUUUCCUCUCUGGAUGUCCUCCUCUAACCUCCUCUUAUUUCUUCCCCUUCUCCAUGUCUCCUCUUUCUCUCCCUCUCUUCUUUAUUAAAUUUCCUUCUGUCUUUCUUUUAUUGGCAAUCACUUCCUUACUCCGUCCAUCAUUUCUUCCUCUCUUUUCCUUUCCUCUUCCUCGGCCUUUUUGGCUAGAAUAAUUUAGUCACAAGACAUCAGAACUUGCAAAACCCUUAGACAUGAUGUGAGUUUUGUGCAUUUAGAAUCCGUGCACAUGAAAACUCGAAUGAAAACACUACAAUCCUUUAAAAGAAAGCCUCUCAGUUAAAAGGUCCUGAGGUUAAGAUUGACUGACACUACUCUUGGAGAAUGGGGAAACGUCCAAGCAGAACUCUUCUAAAAGAAAUCCCCGAAAUGAACAAUCGGUCAUCCAAACUUGUGUCUCAUUGUGGUUUACACCUCUCUUGAAAACCCAAUCAGCCUGUUUAAUGAUAUUUCAUAUACUCUCACAACUUCAGUUGUCCUUUUUAUAAAGCAUCCAAAAGGAGAAAGGACAUACACCCUUCUAUUCUGCUGUCACUGUCUCAGUGAGGACGGUUACUACUCAACAAGAUUUCAUUUUGCUUGAGGCCGAACAACAGCAGCAGUUUAAUUAUUGUCAAGUCAAAUUAUAUUGGCCAACAGAAAACCUACAAAACAAACCUACUAGACUAAAAUCACAUUCAAGCAAAGUAAUGUCUGAGAUCAGGAAAUUAAUUUAGAAGAUUUAGAGACUUUUAGAGGUUUUUUGUAUUCGUCUUGACCUGAGGAAGCGAGAAAGAGAGAGACACGGACACAGCGAGGAAACAAGAGACAGAAACUGGUUGGCAGUGAUCAUGAUUAAGAUAUGAAGCACUGAGACUGCCCUCACUGCUACACAGACUGGCUAUGGCAUUUUAAUAAGGGCACAACUUAAGUGUGUGUGUGUGUGUGAUGCAUGUGUGUGUGCUCACAUGCACACGUUCUAAUAUUAACCCAUCUCUACACUAACAACGUACAUGUUCUCUGUGAUAUUGUCUGUACAUUACCUCCUGUCCUUUCUCCAUCUGAGUAGUAACCAUGUAUACCACGGCCCCAAUGUACAUGUCGUUCCCUUCCUGCUGUGUUUUGUACUGAUUUCUGUCCCGUUGUACUGAUGUGUCUUACAUUAAAGAUGUGUUUAUUCAAGAGAUGGACGUUGAUUGGGAGAGCAACUUUCCAAAUGCAUGGGACAUUGUGGACAAGAACUAUGUCCAACAAGUUGACAUGUGCAUAUUCACAGUUUGUGUAAUAAUCUGUACAGAGUAUAUCUAGUUGCAUGCAGCAAAUCACAAAAUCUAGUCAAUAAAGUACUUUUAGAAA